Frankliniella occidentalis (western flower thrips) is the source of this 2962-nucleotide messenger RNA. RefSeq names its product peripheral plasma membrane protein CASK. The coding region runs from base 1 to 1134 and encodes 377 amino acids. NCBI's taxonomy places the organism in Eukaryota, Metazoa, Arthropoda, Insecta, Thysanoptera, Thripidae. Gene Ontology annotation, molecular function: signaling receptor binding. The record is from RefSeq and is a predicted model, not a curated record. Gene Ontology annotation, cellular component: cell-cell junction; plasma membrane. Gene Ontology annotation, biological process: regulation of neurotransmitter secretion. The transcript has 11 exons.
AUGUAUGCUCUUAAAUGCUCACCAAUACACGCGCCGCUGCUUUUAACUCCAAAAUUGCAGUUAUAUUUGUUUUCGUCCAUCGGUUAUCUGGCGACAAGGGUCUUAGGGCCCGCCGCAUCAUGUCACGGGCAGUAUUGCAAAGAUAUCUUCGUCCGCGCUCAGUUCGACUACGACCCCCUAGAGGACGACCUCAUCCCCUGCGCCCAGGCGGGCAUCUCCUUCAAGGUCGGCGACAUUCUCCAGAUCAUCAACAAAGAGGACCACAACUGGUGGCAGGCGCGGCGAGACUGCUCCGGCGGAUCAGCUGGUCUGAUCCCCUCUCCGGAGCUGCAGGAGUGGAGGGCGGCCUGCUCGGCGGUGGAAAAGAGCAAGCACGAACAAGAGAGAGGUACCGGUCCCGGGUGCACCUCGCACACAGACGGCUGUGACAGCUCCACAGUCAAUUGCUCAAUCUUUGGCCGUAAGAAGAAACAAUACAAAGACAAGUACCUGGCGAAGCAUAAUGCAGUUUUUGACCAGCUGGAUCUGGUCACUUACGAAGAAGUAGUCAAAUUACCAACAUUCCCCCGGCGGACGUUGGUGCUGCUCGGAGCUCACGGGGUCGGUCGGCGGCACAUUAAGAACACACUCAUAGCCAAACACCCGGACCAGUACGCCUACCCCAUCCCCCACACAACGCGGCCGCCCAGGCCGGACGAGGAGAACGGCCGGAAUUACUACUUCGUCUCCCACGACGAGAUGAUGACGGACAUUGCGGCGAACGAGUACCUCGAGUACGGCACGCACGAGGACGCCAUGUACGGCACGAAGCUGGAGACGAUCCGGAAAAUCCACCAGGAGGGCCGAGUGGCGAUCCUGGACGUGGAGCCGCAGGCCCUCAAGGUUCUGCGCACUCGUGAGUUCGCCCCCUACGUCGUCUUCAUCGCGGCGCCGCUGCUCCACAACAUGGCCGAUUACGACGGCAGCCUGGAGCGGCUCGCCAAGGAGUCGGACCUGCUCCGCCAGGCGUACGGACACCUGUUCGACCUCACCAUUGUCAACAACGACAUCGAGGAGACGAUCGGCGCCCUGGAGCGGGCCAUCGAGAGGGUGCACUCGACGCCGCAGUGGAUCCCUGUGGCCUGGGUGUACUGACCCUAGGGACCGGGGGAGGGCCCUGACUGGUGGACGACGUUCAAGGAAGAGUUCAUGGUCGACGUCGACAACUGUUUCCGCGUCGAGUGUUUUUGACGCAGUACAGUGCCAGAGUGAUGUGCGUGCCGCGUGGAGAGGACACAUCGGAUGGACUCCUAUGGGAGCUGGGCGGGCCUUGGCCCAAGGGCCUAAGCCUCCAGGGACCUUAGUGAUUGUCUAUGGCCCAGGGCCUUGGCCAAGGGGCCUUACCCCGCAAGGCGAUCGUUGAUCGCGGAGAGGACGAGUGCUACGCGAGUGGUGCUAACGUGCCGCCUCUCUUCCCCACCAAAAGCUAGUCAUUCCUGAAGAGGUGAAACCUCGGCAAUCUAAUCCCACUGCAGCCCCUGCCACGGCCGCACCCUGUCGCAGACAGCGGCAUGCUCAAUCGUGGCGUGGCGUGUGGAUACAGCGAGGCUAAAGGGAAUUCCCCAGAUAAUGCGAGGGAGCGGAAGGGUCGCAAUUCUGGUUGAUGAGGUAUCCGUAGAUCGGAAGCCUAGAUCAGAUGAGACUGAGAUAACAUUGCAAGCAGCCAUGCCAACCCACCAGUAUUUUGAUUGACUGUUUUGAAAGGGGGGUCCACUCAGUGAUAUACGUUAUCGUGUCGGUCGGAAGGUGGCUAAAAUACCGAUAUUAUUUUUUGUGUAUGUGUAUGUUUUGGUGGGACCUGUCAGGACAUCCUGUCACGGACAAAUCGGUGUGACUGUGAAUUUGAUAUAGUUUUCUGAACCGCGCUCAAUAGUGCAAAAACUGCAUCUAAGUCAAGAAAAAUUUGAGUUAAAUUUUUCUCGGCCAUGGUGUUUCUUUGCCAAACAGUUGGAGUAUUUCCUGUUUCAUAUUUUAAUUUAGGAUCCUGCCAACAUCAUGUCAUUGGAAUCAGAGAUCGAAAUUGAAGUACAAGCAAGCAAAUCCCCAAGUUUUGUAUCUGUUCAUGACAAAUAGGGUUAGAUAACUGUAUUGGAAUUUCUGGGACAUGUACAACAUAUUCAAAAGUUAAUAUUCAAGGUUUUGGUCCGUUUAAGUAACUGUGUUCCUUUGUUACUUAUCUUUUAAGAAAUAUCAUUCGCAGAAAAGAAAUAGAUACUGAUAUGUACCAUGUUUUACUAUUGUUGCCAGAUUCACUUAAAAUUUCUACAAGAGCCAUAAAUUGUUUAUCUGUUUGAAGUUAUUGCAGUUGUUGAGAAGGUUGCGAUUAACUUCACAAAAAGAUCUUCGUUCAAAUUAUUUGACUUCCAGGCUCUUUGUUUCCUAUCAGGUAAUUUAAUCACCAGUCUUCUUUUGCCUUCUUUACUGAUUUUGACCAGUUGUUGAUGCUGAGCAAAGGAAGUGCUAAGUGCUAACUUAUUGGUCUCCACGUUUCAUCCACAACAUUGGUUAACUCAAGAUUCUCUUACAUUUGUCUGAAGCUUGAGCAAAAAUGUUGAUACACAUUAGGAAAUUGAAUUUGUGUCUUGUGUGAUGGAAAUGAAGGAAAAUUGAAUUACUACAUUAAAAACUGUGGACAGGAGAACAUCAGUUUUACUCAUUUCUUUCAGGAGAUAUUUCCUGUUUUAUUUGUUCUGACAAACUAUGGUGCCUCUUCUGAUGAUAAUUGCUAUGCAUUUUCCUUAUCUUAAAAAAGAGGGUCUAUACUGCAAAUGUUCUUACGUCUUCUUCCUUCCAGAUGUAGGUGUGUAUAAUGUAGCUCCAUUUCUGAUACAUAGUUGGGAAAUAACCUGCUCUAUGGUAUCUUUUCAUAAACAAUUAAUACCAUACCCGAAAUUAAUUCUUCUUUCAGCAAAGCAAUAUUAAU